Molecule: messenger RNA, 564 nt
Organism: Cladophialophora immunda
Lineage: Eukaryota; Fungi; Ascomycota; Eurotiomycetes; Chaetothyriales; Herpotrichiellaceae
Exons: 1
Coding region: 1-564 (187 amino acids)
Source: RefSeq, a predicted model, not a curated record
AUGCGGCUGAUCAACACUCAGACUCUAGCCCUGGAAUCCUUCGACGACGACAAGAUCCCCGAAGAUGCAAUUCUCUCUCACAGGUGGGAAGAGGGUGAAGUGCUGUUUGAGGAUGCGAGAAACGGGUACCCCACGGAGAAGCAAGGCUACGCAAAAAUUUGCAAUUCAACUCGGCAGGCACAACGUGACGGUCUUCGAUACAUCUGGGUCGACACUUGCUGCAUCAACAAGGAUAGCAGCUCCGAACUCUCAGAAGCUAUUAAUUCCAUGUAUGCGUGGUACAAGAAUUCGAAACAAUGCUACGCGUACCUCUCGGACGUUCACCUUCCACUAAAUGAAGCUGGUGUUGGCAAGAGCUUCGGACAAAGCGCAUGGUUUACUCGAGGGUGGACGUUACAGGAACUGAUUGCCCCAUCGAAAGUGGAUUUCUUUGACUGUUCGUGGAGGUAUAUCGGGACAAAAUUCUCGCUGCAGCCAUGGAUCACGGCCGCAACAGGUAUGGAAAUGAGGGCGUUGGACUCGCUAUAUCUGAACACGUAUUCGGUGGCACAGAGAAUGGCUUAG